GUGAGCUCUCCUCACCUUCGUCUCCCGCACUCUGUUCACCACCAUGAUGACACCCUUCUGCCUCUCUUGAGUCCUUUUCGCAUUGCGCUUGGCGCAGCCCAAGAACCCCAAACUAAUGCAAGAUGGGUGAACUGCAACAGACUCGGGGUCUCGAGGCCUUCGGUCGCAAAGUGACGACAACAGCAAGUCACUUGAUCGGCCCCAUCACCGACCCGACCUCUCAUCCUCACUACCAGACCGCCAUGACCGAGAUACACAAGCAGCUCCAGAAGCCCACGCUUCAACGGGGCGUCUUCGCUAUAGCGCGUACGACGCCCACCGAUUUAGUGCGCUCCAAGCUGUCGUCAAAGGAAAUUCAAUCUCGAGCACUGGCCUACGUGCCCGAUGAGCUUCUCAGAAACAUCCCUGCCAGCUCCAACUCAUACUCGUUAUUCCAGGGCUUUCAGGCCAGUUUUCCCGACUUUACCGAUGAUGGAAAGAAGCACAAGCGACGGGUGUCUCGGGGGAGGAAGAUGCUCGAUGAGAGCCCUGUGCAACCAGGAAGCCCGCACGCGGUACAGAGGUUAAAGAAAGAUAAGGCGUCAAUGAUGCACCAACUUGAAAUGCUUGGUAUUCGGAAAAAUAUGGCUAGCAGCGAGAUCCGUGAGAUUGAUAACAAAAUCGCCAAUCUGCACGGCAUGCGCAAGAUCAUCCUCGACAGGCUCGCUAAUCUUGAAAAAGAGGAGGCAGUAUUAGAGCAUGACAUCAUGGAUGUCGAGAGCAGGCUAGACGAAGCUCAAGAACUUGCUGAUGAGGCGGAAUCGUUGGCGAUGGCGACACCGAACAAGUCCGAGGAGGAUCUAUCAAGAACUGAAGAAGGAUUCAUGUCGCAAUCCAUCUACGAGAAAUUACCAGCAGCCAACACUCCUCCCGGAAAGAAGAAGCCUCGCAACCAUCGCAAGAAGACACUCCCGAUUCUCCACGAGCAUUUUGAGCCAGGCACGAUGAUUCGCUCGAUGCGCGCGCACCAGGAUAACAUCACGGCUCUCGACUUCGAUGCUCCUUUUGGUCUUAUGGUUUCGGCUGCAAUGGAUGACUCGGUUCGUGUGUGGGACUUGAACGCCGGGCGCUGCAUCGGUACUCUUGAAGGUCACACGGCAUCUGUACGCACUCUUCAAAUUGAAGAUAACUUCUUGGCUACUGGCUCUAUGGAUGCGACAAUCAAGCUGUGGGACUUGAGCAAGGCCCACUACGACCCCCAGGGUAGCCAGGAGGUCGAUGAGGAGGACGAGGACCUUGCGUUUGUCAACCCGAACGAUCACGCAGUCGAUCCACCUGCCGGAAGCAUGGCUGAUUGCCCUCUUUUCACUCUCGAGGCCCAUCUCGACGAGAUUACGGCCUUGCAUUUCAGGGGAGAUGUGCUCGUUUCUGGCUCCGCCGAUAAGACGCUUCGUCAGUGGGAUCUUACAAAGGGUCGUUGCGUGCAAACACUGGACGUGAUGUGGGCCGCCGCCCAAGCCACCGCUAUGGGCAGCAGUGACGGUCCUUGGAGACAGACCAGCCGCUCUGCCGACGGAUCCGCAGACUUCGUUGGUGCCCUGCAGGUCUUUGAGUCUGCUCUGGCUUGCGGUACUGCUGACGGUAUGGUUAGACUCUGGGAUCUUAGAAGUGGACAGGUGCACCGUAGUCUGGUUGGACAUACCGGCCCGGUUACCUGCCUCCAGUUUGAUGAUGUUCAUCUCGUCACUGGCAGCUUGGACAGAAGCAUUCGUAUUUGGGAUCUUCGCACUGGAUCAAUCUUCGACGCUUACGCUUAUGAUCACCCUAUCACCAGCAUGAUGUUUGACACCCGCCGAAUUGUUUGCGCUGCUGGUGAGGAUGUGGUUAAGGUGUACGAUAAGGUUGAGGGACGGCAUUGGGACUGCGGCGCCGGCAUCACUGAGGCUGAGAAGGCCAAGUCCCCUGCAAUCGUCGAACGCGUGCGCAUCAGGGACGGCUACAUGGUCGAAGGCCGUCAAGACGGUGUCGUCGGCGUCUGGACAUGCUAAAAGCGACAUGGUUCCCGGGGGGUUGCAUUGCUUGUACAAAUACGACAUCAUACGACACGACUUACACUGGAGUGAAGCAAAAGGGGCGGCCACGUAUAUUGGUGUUCAUGAGUUUAUGAAGAGGACUCGUCUAGCGACAAAAUAAAGUCAUUGUUAGGGUUGGCUGGAUACCUGGGGUCUGUACGAGUGUAUGUUCGCAAUGGAACUAUACAGCAGUCACAUAUAUUUUUCACCGGUGCAAAACUAAGUCCUUGACGACGGUUGAGUAAUAUAUCCCCAACAGAGCCAACCUGAAGCAUCCACCCCAUUGAAAGAAUAGGUGAACGCGCCUGGGUCCAAGUGGGGAUCAUCUCGAAAUGCGGAAGUCAUGAAAUCAUCGGAGCAGUGUCCGAAGAGGGGUAAAGGUGCUUCCGGUCUUUACCCUGGCCUCGCCCUUGCUUCCGGUCGUUGAACUCCCUCCACGGAGACAAGCUU
Messenger RNA from Neurospora hispaniola, 2501 nucleotides. RefSeq names its product mitochondrial division protein 1. NCBI's taxonomy places the organism in Eukaryota, Fungi, Ascomycota, Sordariomycetes, Sordariales, Sordariaceae. The record is from RefSeq and is a predicted model, not a curated record. The transcript has 3 exons. Gene Ontology annotation, molecular function: protein binding. The coding region runs from base 123 to 2027 and encodes 634 amino acids.